AUGUUGCUUAUCAUAUUCGCUAUUUUACCGCUAGCUUUUGCCUUGGAUUGUCAUGAACCCAAAGAGUUUGGAGAAGAUUGUGACCAACCAUCACAACGGAUGUUUUAUUAUGAUACAAGAUACAAAGUCUGCCAACCGUUCCAAUAUCGUGGAUGUGGUGGGAACUCGAAUCGUUUUGCUACGUCCACAGAAUGCCGGGAAAAAUGCGCGAAUGGUGGUAAAGCUAAUGCUACAUCCGCUUUGGCAGGAAGUGAUGCUGUAUUCGUGCCAAGAGGAAAUUCUCAUGAUCAGUGGAUGAAAGCUGAGAAAUGCGGUUCGAAUUUCCUUAUUCCAAAUGCAAAAUAUGUGCUACCAAGCCCAAAUUGCCCAUCAAAUCAUGAUUUGACGAAUGGAGUGUGUUGUCCGACAAGAGAUUAUGUCUGCUCCCAACGGGACGAUUCUGGAACAUUUGCCGAGGGUAUAGAGGAUAGGCCUCGAUUUGCUUGGAACCAUGAAGUGAAAUCCUGUGAACGCUUCAGCUAUUUCGGCGCAAACGGCAACUAUAACAAUUUUCCUAGCUUCUACAGCUGUCUCAACUACUGCAAAGACUCUAAAAAAGUGAAUUAG
Molecule: messenger RNA, 606 nt
Organism: Cylicocyclus nassatus
Lineage: Eukaryota; Metazoa; Nematoda; Chromadorea; Rhabditida; Strongylidae
Source: the annotation of a GenBank genome assembly